This is a messenger RNA of Erpetoichthys calabaricus (reedfish), 2280 nucleotides long. Its product is annotated as heat shock factor protein. NCBI's taxonomy places the organism in Eukaryota, Metazoa, Chordata, Cladistia, Polypteriformes, Polypteridae. Gene Ontology annotation, molecular function: DNA-binding transcription factor activity; sequence-specific DNA binding. Bases 222 to 1736 code for a protein of 504 amino acids. The transcript is spliced from 13 exons. Gene Ontology annotation, biological process: regulation of DNA-templated transcription. The record is from RefSeq and is a predicted model, not a curated record.
AGAGCGCGGAGUUCAGAAAAACAGAGCGCGGAGUUCAGUAAGAGAAGAUAUCCUCGUGCUGGUACUAUAACGGUGUGCAGGCGUCUGAAGAAAAAAAGUGACGAUAUUCUGUAGAUUCUACGAAAUAUAUUUGGGAAGAGAGAUAAAAACCUGAACCAAGUUAAGGCUCAUCGAAAGUAUACCUUUAUCGAGGGCAUUCCCUGCCUCUUGCUCAUUGCAGAAUGAAACAGAACUGCACCGUCCCAGCAUUUCUUAGUAAAUUAUGGACUUUGGUAGAGGAUCAUUCUACCAAUGAUCUCAUUUGCUGGAGUCGAGGUGGCUCAUGUUUACAAGUAUCCAAUGAGAGACAGUUUUCCAAGGAGAUUCUUCCUCUUUACUUCAAGCACAAUAACAUGGCCAGCUUUGUUCGGCAGCUUAAUAUGUAUGGUUUCCAUAAGGUAGUCCAUGUGGAUGUGGGUCUCCCACGCGACAAGGAGGAGAUCAUUGAGUUCCAACACCCCUACUUUCAAUGCGGAACACCUCAUCUACUUCAGAAAAUCAAGAGAAAGGUAUCUUUGAGCAGAGGUGAAGAAGUCAAAUUGAAGAAACAGGAUGUUUCCAAGAUCCUAAUGGAUAUCCUAAGAGUGAAAAGUAGACAAGCAGUUGCAGAUGCCAAGUUUAUGGCCAUCAAAAGAGAGAAUGAAACUCUUUGGAAUGAAGUUGCAUCCCUGAGACAAAAACACUUGCAACAGCACAAAGUCAUUCGUAAGGUUGUUCACUUUAUUGCAAGCAUGGCCCAGUCCAACAGCAUGGCAGGAAUCAAAAGAAAACUGCCACUGAUGAUUGAUAACUCUGGGUUGUCCCACUCGACUUCUAAGUACAGCCGACCAAUAACAAUGGAGCCCAGUAUGGAGAGUUCUGCGGUACAUGGUAUUCCUCGAGGAGCUAAGAACACGGAGAGUUUGCAGCACAGUAGCAUCUACCCUGGGGGCAAGAUAAUUUCUGAUAUCACUCACCUGCUGGAGCAGGGAGAUGCUGGACAUGUUGGGCAUGGCAUGGAAGGGGCGGGCUCAUGGGGAGGAAAAAUUGGAGGAGACAAGCAAACUGAUUUGAUGGAGUGUCCACAGGAAGUAGGACAAAGAGCAGCAUGGAAAGAGUUGAAACCACAAAGAACUAGAGGCGUCCAAUACCUAGAUGUUAGCUGGAAAAGUUCACUAGUGGAGACACUACUGGAGGAGGAGAUUGAAAAUUUGGUCCCCAACACCAUCCCCACUCCUUUUACUCCCGUCGACUUGUUUGAUUACCUGCUGGAAGAUUGUGGAGGGAUGGGCACUGAGGAAGGCCCUAAUGAGCGGUGUGAAAUUGCUGACAAUCUGGCACAGAUUGACGCAAAUUUGGCCCAGAUUAAUUCAUCCCUGUCUGGGUCCAAUGAUCCCAGUGAUGAUCUGCUUAAAGAUCUCUUUGACCCUACACCUGGUGUAGCAUCUUGCUGUCUUGAAACUAUGAAGGACCAUACAGUGGAACUAAAAAAGGAGCAUGGCUAUUCUAUGAAACAGACAUCUCAUGAAAGCCACACUGACGUGGCACAGUAUGCAGACCUGUCCAUGCAGGCAGAAGUUGAGGAUGAAGAUGAAGAUGCCAGCGACAUUCUGCCCACACUUCUGGAGCUGGCACAAGAAGCAUCUAGCAUUGAUGUUUACACUGCACAGAUGCCCUUGGACUCACUUGGCACCAAAAAUGGCCUUUCCUCAAGUUAAAAAUCAUGCAAAGUUCUGGGAGAGCACUAGAGUUUACCAACACCUGGUGAAUCUGAGACUGGACUAUUGUCAGGAUGCCUGAGCAGCGACAGGCAGAGAAACACUAUGCUAUUAUUCACUUAGACUUGUUAACCCUUAGUCUGCACCUGACUGUUUUUAAAGGGUGGACCAAUUACAAAUGGUAGUUUGGAAGUAGAAGAUAAUACACCGAAUUGUGAUUCAUUGUUUAAUGACUGGAUUUUGACUUCAGAUUCUUUACAGACAUGGGCGGGAUGGUUUACAUUGGUCAUACCAGUGUUAAAACCCCCUUCUGAAGUACUUGUAUGUGUGGUAGAGGGACAUUUCUGUGGAUAUGAAUUUUGUGUGUUUAAAAUGUGGAUACUAUUUUUUUAAGAUUGUGGAGUCUACCUUUUCAAUUGGUCUUAUACAACUGCUGUGUAAAGUGAGUUCUAGAUAUGCUAAAACCUCUCUUCCCAGCCAACACUGAAGUAGCAUUUUUGCUUGUAGUCUGGUUUUGUAAUGUAAAUUUGUUUUUGGUAGUGUU